AAAAUCUCUUCAAAAUCUUUUGUUUCACAUCUAACACAAAAAGCACAAAAUCUCUCUCAAGCUUCUUCGAUCUUGCUUCCCCCAAACCCUUAAACAUGUCCGGCGGAUUCUUCCGGGGUACUUCUGCGGAGCAGGAUACUCGGUUUUCUAACAAGCAAGCCAAAUUGAUGAAAAGUCAGAAAUUUGCUCCGGAGUUGGAGAAUCUGGUGGAUGUGACCAAAGUGAAGAUGGAUGUUAUGAAACCUUGGAUUGCGACUAGAGUCACUGAGCUUCUUGGUUUUGAAGAUGAAGUUCUGAUCAACUUUAUUUAUGGUCUUCUUGAUGGGAAGGUAGUGAACGGUAAGGAGAUUCAGAUAUCGCUAACUGGGUUCAUGGAGAAAAAUACUGGCAAGUUCAUGAAAGAACUCUGGACACUUCUUCUAAGUGCACAGGGUAAUUCAAGUGGUGUUCCACAGCAGUUUUUAGAUGCCCGAGAAGCUGAUACAAAGAAGAAACAGGAAGCAGCAAUGCAAAAAGCAAAUAGCGAGCAUGAUACAAUGAGGAAAAUAGACAGCAGCGUUGAACUCAAGGUGAAAAAUGGGAUGGAGAAAAAUCCUUCAAGAGAUCUUCCAGAGGAUGUGAGAAGGGCUGACGAGAAGAAUGGUGUAAAAGAAACGAGAAGGGAUCUGUUUUCUCCACGUCACAGAGAAGCAUCCCGCUCACCCCUUAGAGGGCCACGUUCUAGGUCUAUCAGCAAAACAAAUUCAGGCUCUAGAAGUUAUUCUGGCAGUGAACGAAAAUCCAGGAGCUUAUCUCGGUCAUCAGAUGCCUCUAUCUCACCCAGGAAGCGAAGAUUGUCGAAUUCAAGGCGUAGAUCCAGAUCACGUUCCUUGCGCAGGUCUCGGUCUCCUCGGCGACGUAGGAUACAUUCUCCUUACGGAAGCAGGUCUCGGUCACCUAUUAGACGUUACAGGCGACCUACCCCACCCCCUUUAAGGCGUCGUCGGUCGCCAUCACCCUUUAGGCGGCGCAGGUCACCAUCACCACCAGCUAGGCGUCGCAGGUCACCAUCACCACCCGCUAGGCGACGCAGAUCCCCGUCUCCGCCUGCUAGGUCACGCAGGUCCCCUUCGCCGCCUGCUAGAUCACGUAGGUCACCGUCACCGCCUGCUAGACGUCGUCGAUCUCCAGUUCCCUUUAGAAGGCGUAGGUCUCCUUCACCGCCAGCUAGAAGACACAGGUCUCCAUCUCCACUCUAUAGACGCAACAGGUCACGGUCACCACUGGCUAAGCGGGGAAGGUCCGACUCACAAGAGAGGUCUUUAUCACCGGUUGCUAGGCGCAGAGGGCCUACUGCGGCAAGAUUGCCUUCACCACCCGUUGGCCAAAGGUUGCCUUCACCACCUCCUAGGCGUGCAGGAUUACCUUCGCCAAUGAGGAUUGGAGGUUCUCAUCCAGCCAACCACCUGGAUUCACCAUCACCCAGUUCACUGUCCCCACCCGGUGGGAAAAAUAAGUUACCAUCUCCACCUGUUAGAAGACGUAGUUCACUGACUCCUGCCAAAGAGCGAGGCUCCCUGUCACCAGCUGGACGCGGUGAAGGAAAAUCCCCUUCAUAUGUCAAGCAGGGUGGAUCUAUAUCACCUGUUAGAGCCCAUGGUAGAUCUUCUCCUUCAUCUCAUCUGAAAGCGCGCUCUCCUCGGCGCAGGUCACCAACACCUGUCACCCGACGAAGUCGAAGAUUGCCGUCUGUUUCACGAUCACCUGAUGACAGACGUAGGAGACGGUCUCCAUCCUCAAGCAGAUCUCCUUCUAGGUCGCUCUCACCUCCUGCUCGCCGUAGAUCCCCUUCUCCAAGUGGAAGAAGACAACCGAGGGACAGAAGAUCUCCUAGACAUCCAUCUGAAGAGCGAGAUAGAGAGGACAGGACUCAGAAUUCCAAGCUAUCAAAAAGAACUGCAGUGCAGUCGCCUGAUAUUGAUAAGAGGAAACCAUUACUCGAAAAGGUGCCAGAAGUUAGGCGUGUAGAACCUGUGAAGGAGCAAGAGAGAAAGAGUGAUAAGUUACCAGAGAGGCGCUCCAGUAGACCCCAUGGUUCGCAGAUGUCCCCAGUUUCGCCUAAGGAAUCACUUAGAGUAGGAAAUUCUGAAGAAAAGAGUCAGGCUCAUUCUAAUAAAGUGAAAGACAGUGAGCAGGGUGAGAAAGAGGAUAACAGUGACUUGGAUGCAAAUCUUUCCUCUGACUCUAGGGAAAAUAGCAGACAUCGAACUAAGGAUAUAAAGAGAAGAAAGGAUAAAAGGUCUGCAAGAGAAGAAAGAUCCUCAGAUGAUAAGGGCAGUUCUGAUUCUGACCUGGAAGAUAGGAAGGAGGCCAAAAGAAGGAGGAAGGAAGAGAAGAAAACGAGAAAGGAGGAGAAGAAACGCAAGCGAGAGGAGAGACGUCGUAAAAGGGAAGAACGUCGUGGUGGGAAGCUAAAACAUAAGAAUCAAGAGCAUUCAGAUACUUCAGAGGGCGAUGAAGCUGAGACCUAUCGUAAGAAUAAAAAUCGGGAGGAGUCAGAUCCAAAGAGGCUUGAGAUUGAGUUGCGAAACAAAGCACUUGAGUCACUGAAAGCAAAGAAGGGCAUCAGCCACUAAAACCUUUAUCCAGCUUUAUUUCAACAGCUUUUUUAAGAUGCAAUGCCAUGCUAGAUUUAUCUUUAAUGUGGUGUUUUUCCUUACGUGUUCCAAACUUUCUUAUGUGAUCUGUUUGUUGGUGGCAGCAAAAUUGGACAAGUGACAAUUACUCUGCUAUUCUUGAGUGCAGACUUUAUGCAGACAUUCAUGGCUCAUUUUCUGAUGAGUAUAGUGUCAACUACAAGACUUGGUUAAGAAAGUGGCUAUAUAACGGAUCCUCUCAUAUGUGCCUAGACCCAGUCAGGUGAAGUGCCUUUCCUAAAAUCAGAUUCGUGGGACAGACUUUUGUGAACUCUAUUUUGCUGUUUGUAUAUACUGAUGGUUGCAUUUGGGUUAACAAUCUUCUGUGUUAUGCUUGAGAUAUCUGUAACUUGUGCAAUUGCAAUUUUUCUUCUUUCUUUC
Messenger RNA from Capsella rubella, 3056 nucleotides. RefSeq names its product serine/arginine repetitive matrix protein 1. Gene Ontology annotation, cellular component: spliceosomal complex. Gene Ontology annotation, biological process: mRNA processing; regulation of mRNA splicing, via spliceosome. NCBI's taxonomy places the organism in Eukaryota, Viridiplantae, Streptophyta, Magnoliopsida, Brassicales, Brassicaceae. Bases 96 to 2615 code for a protein of 839 amino acids. The record is from RefSeq and is a predicted model, not a curated record. The transcript has 12 exons. Gene Ontology annotation, molecular function: RNA binding.